UAAAAAAAUAGAAAAAAUAGUUUAAAAAAAAUAUAUUAUCAGUCUAAUCAAACGGAGCCUUGAAGAACAAAAUAUUUAGCUAAGAACUCGACCUUAAGACAGUGACUUACAGUGACAGACUUCAGAGGUAGAAAUUUAUUUCUUCUUCGUUAAAAGUUUUGGCAACCUUAAAACGUGAAGUACGUAUUCUAGCACGUAUGCUAUUAUUUAUAACGUUAACAGCCAAAGAGAGCAUAGCAUGACUGUGUGUUCGUCUUUAAGGACGCUCACAAAGCAAACACUGAACACACUCAAACUCUUUCAUUUCACGUACCACACUAAUCUUCUGUCUCAUUCCCAUGCCAAUGCCAUUGCCUUUGACCCCUUGACUACAGAUUCCAGCUUCGUUCACCAUGCACACCACCCGUUCGACAAAAGUACUCAGAAAGACCUUUCAAACUAUAAUCACUUGCUUUUCGAGUACUCUCGCACUCAUUGCAACCAAGAGGCUCUCAACAUCUUUGUGGGUCUUCAUCAUUCGAGUUUACCUGUUGAUGGGUCGACCAUGUCGUGUGUGUUGAAGGUCUGUGGAUGCUUGUUUGAUCAAAACGUGGGCAGGCAGGUGCAUUGUCAAUGUAUAAAAUCAGGGUUUGUGGAGGAUGUUAGUGUUGGGACUGCUCUGGUUGAUAUGUACAUGAAAACUGAGAAUGUUGGAGAUGGGAGGAGAGUUUUUGAUGAGAUGGGUGAGAGAAAUGUGGUGUCUUGGACUUCAUUGCUCUCCGGUUAUGUACGGAAUGGGUUGAAUGAUUUGGCCUUAGAAUUUUUCUUUUUAAUGCAAGGAGAGGGUAUUAAGCCUAACCCUCUUACUUUUGCAACUGUUUUUGGAGCUUUGGCAGAUGAUGUUAUGGUUAAGAAGGGAAUUCAAGUCCACACAAUGGUAAUAAAGAAUGGUUUUGAGUCUACCGUGUUUGUGAGCAAUUCUUUAAUUAAUAUGUAUUCAAAGUCAGGGAUUGUUAGAGAUGCUAGAGCUGUGUUUGAUAGUAUGGAGAAGAGGAAUGAGGUUUCUUGGAACGGUAUGGUUGCAGGCUGUGUUACAAAUGGACUUGACUUGGAAGCUUUUGAAAUGUUUUAUCAAAUGCGACUUGCAGGUGUGAUGCAUACACAGAUGAUAUUUGCUACCAUGAUUAAACUAUGUGCUAACCUUAAAGAAUUAGGUUUUGCUAGACAGCUUCAUUGUCAGGUUUUGAAAAAUGGGUAUUGCUUUGAUCACAAUAUUAGAACGGCACUUAUGGUAGCUUACAGUAAGUGCAGUGUCAUGGAUGAUGCAUUUCAACUGUUUUCUAUGAUGCAUGGGGUUCAGAAUGUUGUGUCAUGGACGGCCAUGAUCAGUGGGUACUUACAGAAUGGUGGAACAAGGCAAGCAGUGAAUUUAUUUUGCCAAAUGAACAGGGAAGGUGUUAGACCCAACCAUUUCACUUAUUCUACCAUCCUUACGGCUCAACCUGCCAUUUCUACUUUCCAACUACAUGCACAAGUCAUUAAAACUAAUUAUGAGAAAUCAUCUUCAGUAGGAACUGCACUUUUAGAUGCUUAUGUUAAGAUGGGCUGCAUUGAUGAAGCUGCAAAAGUAUUUGAAUUGAUUGACGAGAAGGACAUUGUGGCAUGGUCAGCAAUGGUAGCUGGAUAUGCUCAAAGAGAAGACACAGAGGGAGCAGUUAAAAUUUAUCUCUGGUUGGCAAAAGAGGGUGUCAAACCAAAUGAGUUUACCUUUUGUAGUAUCGUUAAUGCCUGUGCUGCACCUUCUGCAGCGAUAGAGCAGGGGAAACAAUUCCAUGCUUGCUCAAUCAAAUCAGGAUUAAAUAAUGCUUUAUGUGUAAGUAGUGCUCUUGUAACCAUGUAUGCCAAGAGAGGAAAUAUUGAAAGUGCAAAUACAGUUUUCAAGAGGCAAGGUGAGAGAGACUUAGUUUCAUGGAACUCAAUGAUCUCUGGAUAUGCACAACAUGGUCAUGGGAAGAAGGCUCUUGAGAUAUUUGAGGAAAUGAGAAGGAGAAACUUGGAAAUGGAUGACAUAACAUUCAUUGGAGUGAUUUCUGCAUGUACUCAUGCAGGCUUAGUGGAUGAAGGCCAAAGAUACUUCAACAUGAUGGUCAAAGAUCACGACAUUGAUCCAACAAUGGAGCAUUAUUCUUGCAUGGUUGAUCUAUAUAGCCGAGCAGGACUGCUCGAAAAGGCCAUGGAUAUCAUAAAUGGGAUGCCAUUCCCUGCAGGUGCAACUGUGUGGCGAACUCUCUUGGCUGCUUGCCGUGUUCACCGCAAUGUAGAGUUUGGAAAACUUGCAGCAGAAAAGCUCAUUUCACUUCAGCCACAAGACUCGGCUGCAUAUGUCUUACUAUCUAAUAUUUAUGCUGCUACAGGAAAUUGGCAAGAGAGAGCUAAGGUGAGGAAGUUGAUGGAUGAGAGAAAUGUGAAAAAGGAAGCUGGGUACAGCUGGAUUGAAGUUAAGAACAAGACUUACUCAUUCUUGGCUGGUGAUCUUUCACAUCCCUCGUCAGAUCUUAUUUACUCUAAACUUGAAGAAUUAAGUAUUCGGCUGAAGGAUGCCGGAUAUCAGCCUGAUACAAAUUAUGUGCUUCACGACGUUGAAGAGGAACACAAAGAAACCAUCCUUUCUCAGCACAGUGAGAGACUGGCCAUUGCUUUUGGAUUAAUUGCUACACCUCCAGGAACUCCUAUCCAGAUUGUGAAGAACCUUAGGGUCUGUGGAGACUGUCACACUGUUAUUAAGUUAAUAUCAAUGCUUGAAGCCAGAGAAAUUGUUGUCAGAGACUCAAACCGAUUCCACCACUUUAAAGGAGGUUUGUGCACAUGUGGGGACUAUUGGUGACAAUAAAUUUGGGAAAAGGGGUCUACCUGAAAUUUUCCAAGGGUUUCUCACAUCAACAAGACAAUUCUUAAGCAAAGGAGCCACAUAACUUCUACACGCUCACAUUGCAAAGAGUAGCACAAGAAUUAAUAUCCUAAACUGUCAAGGCUUACAAAGCAAUAUAAUUGAUAUAUCCUAGAGUAGAUUCUUGUAGUGAUUGUGAAUUUGAUGCUCAUUCACAUUAAAGAAGAAGUUCAUAUAUCAAGCUUUAAAAAUGUAUGAAGGAUGACUACAUGAGUGGAUACUUUGAAACUUUUUGUGUCAUUAUGGCAGGAGGUUGAUAUCUUCACUCUUUUUGUCUGAAGGUACUUUUUUCCAUUCUGCUGCUAAGUGCUAACACAUUGGUUUGAGACAUGUGGCAAUUACCUUCAGGAUUACUUCAUGCUGAAGAUGCUACCAUAGCGUGGUUAGAGGGAAAAAAAGGAAGGUUGGUACAAUUUUACAAUUGCUGCAACUGUAGAAACAUGUGGGCAAGACAUUGAGGUGCCGGAGAUUAUGUUCUAAUCGACAGAUCGUUCAGCAGUUGCUGUAGUUGCUACUGGAGACCAUGCUGCCAAAAUAUUCAAUCCAGGUCCUGUGAUAUCUGGCUGCAAUAGAAAUUAUGCAUCUUUCGCAACAGUAAGAAUCCAAGGAGCAACAUUGGUUGCAGUACCUGGGAAAGCUGAGUUUCCGGCUGAAGCAGAUACUAGAAUUCCUCUUUGGAAUGCAUGGAAAGCUCCAAUCAAGAUUGCAUUUUCAAAAUAACUAGGCUGGGGAGGAUCAGGGCCAAUGGAAAUGGAAAGUAUAUCAACACCAUCACUAAUGGCAUCAUCCAGGGCAGAAAGAAUGUCAGCUUCACUGCACAUGUCAAACCAACAAGCCUUGUAGAUGGCAAGUCUGGCACUUGGUACACCACCCCUUGCAGUACCUCUGGCCAUACCAAAUAGGCUGACAUUAGCUACUAUGGAUCCAGCUAUUGUUGAGGCAGUGAGUUCCAUGCCCAUCACCAUCUCGAGCUGACCGGAAGAAAGGGAGGUUAAAAGAUUCAAGAGGCCCAGACUCGGCUUCAAACCCUUUCGAAUAGAACCUGGCGCCUAUAAUCUUCCUGAAAAUUCCAACCCAAAUGACAAUGUAAGCCCCAUGGUAAGUUUGCAUUCAUAUAAUAGCUGUAUGGUUGUACCAGAUAUACAAUAGAAUUGGUUGGUUUAAAUACUAAACCUUGUGGUUGUUCUAAUUCAGUGAGAAUGUGGUGUGUCAAUCAUGGAAGUGGAUUCUUUAGUGUUUAAAAUGUUUGGUACCUGUUGCAGUUGGCCAAUCUAAAAUGUUCACCAGUAACACAUUCUCCCUUGAAUUUCUUGGGUUCAGGACCCAAUCCUUUAUCAUUGAAGCUCUUUGAUUCAGGCCAAAUUCCUGAAAGAUACAUUAAUGUGAAUUCUAUGUUUGUAAUAAAAUAAAAGAAGAGUUUAAUGAGAAA
Quercus robur (English oak) is the source of this 4355-nucleotide messenger RNA. RefSeq names its product pentatricopeptide repeat-containing protein At2g27610. Gene Ontology annotation, molecular function: zinc ion binding; protein binding; RNA binding. The coding region runs from base 239 to 2863 and encodes 874 amino acids. Gene Ontology annotation, biological process: RNA modification. NCBI's taxonomy places the organism in Eukaryota, Viridiplantae, Streptophyta, Magnoliopsida, Fagales, Fagaceae. The transcript has 4 exons. The record is from RefSeq and is a predicted model, not a curated record.